AUGUGUGAGAGCACCGCGGUUCCGAGCGGGGAAGUUUACCGGCAGCUGUUCGACGCUCAGGCUCAGCUGUCCAGAUCUCUUCUAGCCGGACGCAGAGACACCGGGACAAAUUGUCUGUCUGCUGUGGACAGCAACACACACUGCAGCACAGCCAGCAGAAGGCAGCAGGCGGAGCACAGUGAUGAUGAUGAUGAUGUCAUAGAUGAUGUCAGCAGACUUCCAGAUGCCGUGGUUGUUGAUCAUCCCAGCUCUGACAUCAUUGAACGUCUGACAGAGAAAAAAAGUCAAAAACAUCAAGAGGCUCUCAAACAGCUGGAUUCAGAGCUGAGCCAGCUGUCUCAGGUGUGUGAGACUCAGGUGAAGGCCAUCAGUCAGGAGCUAUUGUCCAGUCUGCAGAAGGUGGAUCUCAGAUUGGACACCCUGAAAGUCAGAAUGAAUCAGCUGGAAGAUCUGGAAGAUGUCAGUAUGCAGGAGAUCCACGGUCUUUGGAAGGAGGUAGAGGAAGACGUGAAGCUGAAGAAGACCACUAUCAUAGAACUUAACCUCAAACUGACUGAAACUGAAAAACAACGUACUGACCAGAUCAGAGCUAUUAUCAGGAAGUACUACCGUGUGUUGGAGCAGAUCAGUUUCCUGCAUCCAUCUGACAUCCACAGGCUGAUCCACACUGAAGCUACAAUGCUGAAUCAGUCUUUGCUAGCAAACCGUCGCAGCAUUGCCCGACUGCUGCUGCUCCUCCAGGAGGAAAAUCUACAUAAGGAGUCAAUCCUUCGUCGGCACUGGGAGGACUGUCUGAGUCACUGGAGAAGGAAAAGAGUCCACAGAAUUGUAGAUCAGUUCAGAGGUCUCUGCAGCAGGAAUGAGGAUCAGCAGCUGGCCUUAGUUCAGCAGAUGAAACUAACCCAGCAAGAUCUGACUGAACGGCGCCGUGACAUCAUUAACAAGAUCAGCUCUCUGGUCCCACCCACCUGCUCCAAAGCUUUGGUGUCUGAUUGGUUUGACCAACUAACAGAUGUCAAUCAGCAAAUUGAGCAUUUCCACACUGAGCUUCUCCAUCAGCUGUGUUGCUGCUUUGAACAGACAUGGCAGAAUCGGCUGGCGGAGGUGGAGCGCUGUAAGGAAGUGCUCUCAUCUUUGGAAUUGUCAGAAGAGGAAGUGAAUGACAUCAUCAACCUACAGCUUCUCACAGUGAUUGGAGCACAGCAGAGUCAGGAUGAAGAGCAGCUGGCCGCUUUAGAUGUGUGCAGUGACUCUGUGGCCCGUCAUGCUUUCAGUCUAAGUAGGAGUGUAUUUGUUGUCAUGCGAGCAGCAGCAUUGCUGUGGGAGACACAUUGCCAAAGAUUAGAGAGGAGAGAUGAAAAACUACAACAAGACCUGAAUGAUCUCAGAUGCUCACAGCAGCAGCACUUACAAAAACAGAAGAUGCAAAUGGAUGACCUGUUAGGAGGACUCCGUCAAGAGAGCAGUGAGGAUGCUCUGAAGACGUCUCUGGACAAAACUAUCGGUUACUUGCAGCAGAUUAAGCACAGUUGCAAUCAAUUGGUCAUUGAUCAAUGGACCCUGUUGAAUCUUCACCCGUCGUGCUGUUUGGAGGAGCUUGUCUCCUACAGCAGGAACCUCAGCUCCUUCUACCACCUGAGUCACACCUACCAACCGAGUCCAGGGGAUUUGGAAAAGCUUCUCCAACCAUCUAGUGGCCGAUCCAGCCCAUCCCUGGGUCUGUUCUUUCACACUCAUGCUCAGAUACUUAAACUGGCAGGGUCCAUCCUGAAGGAGAUCUGUGAUUUCAGCAGCUCUGUCACCUUUACCUCAUCAAAAGAUGUGGUCUACUCAGCUCCUGUCUUCAGAUGUUCCACUCCCAACCUGCCAGUCAACCUGGAGUGGGAGACACACCUGAGCUUAUUUCCUGUGGACCUCCUCAUGGACUCACUGAGCAGGUCCCGGACUCUGUUCUUGGACCACCUGGAGCAGCAUUUCCACAAUGUGCUCAGUUUAGCGGUUUCAAUGAUGAGAGACAGGAAGGAGGCGGUGCGCUCAGAGCAGGAGCUCCAACUCCAGCAGCUGAGCCCCCAACAUAUCAAGACCCAUAUAUACGAGCCCCGCAUGGCUGAGCUACAGCUCCACAGACAACGUGUGGACACCCACUUUGAGGGUGUGUUGGACCUGUUGACCUCCUGUGGGAUGGAAUUGCAAGACCUGCAGGCCUCCAUAAAGAAAAAGAACAUGGAGCUUAUGGUCACUUUGUCCAACAUUGAGGCCAACAUCCAAACAGCCAGCAGCAGUCAACAUUGGGAGGCUACUAGCACCACCCUGCAGGACUGUCUGCAUGGACACAUCAAAGAAACGCAGGACUGGCUGACCAACUUCAGGCAGACAGUCAGGAUAAGAAUGGAGGAGGCCAGAAACAAAACAGCACAACUCCUCAGCUCCUUCAGGCUUUUCAGUGAAGGAGGAGAUUUUGCACCUCAGGAGCUAAAGAUGUUUCAGAGAAGGGUGAGGGAGGAAACCAAGCGUAUCAGCACGACUGAGGAGUCCAUCUACUCUGCUCUUGAGGCUUUUGAAUCCAGGAGCUUACAGCAGGUGAAAGAAGUGUCGGCUCCCUUGGAAGAGAAACUGUCCUUUCUGAAGUCUGAGGUGAAAUUUAUUGAGGACGCCCAGAAAAUGAUCACCAGCACACAAGUUCACAUCAAAGCUGAGGCUGCCAGAAGUAACCACCAGCAGACUGUUAUCAGCAAAAGACUGGAGGACCUGAGGAAGAUGUUGGAUGACACACAGGACUCUGCACUGCAGGAAGGCCUUGCUUUGUCAGGUCACCAUAAAUCCAGGAAGCAGGUCCUGCUAAACCCAUCUCCUGGUUUACUGCAGCCAAACAAAACAAAUAUGGACCCCCUUGAUGAUCCUGUUGUGGGGAUCAUCAGGUCCUUGAACAGUGUAAAGAGGGGUGCCAGGUUUAUCAGGACUGAUAUCAGGCAUGAGAGAAGGUUCCAGAUUUUUGAACCCGAACCAGAUCUGAGUGCACAGUCUUUUAGCUCCAAAGUUAAUUUGGCGUUGUGGAAAGCCAAUGACAUUCUCCUGCAGCUUGCUGAGGACUUUUAUCGCAGUGAGCGUCUAAGCUGUUUCCAGCUUCUUCCUGACUCCUUGGACCAAUGGAUUGAGAACACGCAGCAGAAGCUGGUGGGAUACCACGAGCAGGCAAGGAGGUUUCUGGACACCAGCAGAGAUGAUGUGGUGAAGCAGCUGUCUGUGUUCGAGGAGCUGUUACUUUUAUCACCUGCAGUUUUGAUCAGUGACCAUGAGCGACAGCAUGGGGCGGGGCUCAGAGAGGAAGUGGCGAGACUCACACAGAAGCUGGAGGAGACUCUGGCAGCCAGUGAGAAGGAGAAGAGUGUGAACAUAGGUCAGCUGCGAGCGUCUCUCGGGGAGGAUGAGCUGGAGAUGCUGAACAGCAGAGAAGAGCUGAGACAGCAGCAGCUACACAGCACUAUCUCCAGUGCACACCUUGAGCUGCAGGAAUGUGUGAGAGGCAGAGGGGAGGAGUUUGUUACAUCACUGGCUUCUCUGACAGAGAAGCUGCUCCAUCAGAUGAAUGACCUCUUUAGACCUGCAGAAACUGGUACAGCAACAGCACAACAGCAGACAGAAGGUGGUGCUGUUAGUGUAGAAGCAGCAUCUGAAACAGGAAACAGACCAAGCGCUGAAAAUAGCACAGGUGACCUGCCAUCUCCUCUUACUACGGUAACAACAGUUUCGAUCGCUACAUCCAAGUGGACCCCAGGACAUGUGACUGUUAUGGAGCAAAGAAACACUGCUAUGAAGCGGUUUGAGCAAGUGGUCAAAUUGGAACUGUCGCUCUCAGACGACAUGAAACGAAGACAGCUGAGCAAACAGCAGAGCUGGAACACACACUGGAGACAACAGAUACACUCUCUGAAACUGAUACAGAAGCCAACAUAGCAGCAGCUGAUUGGAAGUUUUUGGUGUAGGCUGUGAAGCCAUUUACUGCG
Messenger RNA from Pelmatolapia mariae (spotted tilapia), 4004 nucleotides. RefSeq names its product coiled-coil domain containing 180 (gene ccdc180). The transcript is spliced from 33 exons. NCBI's taxonomy places the organism in Eukaryota, Metazoa, Chordata, Actinopteri, Cichliformes, Cichlidae. Bases 1 to 3954 code for a protein of 1317 amino acids. The record is from RefSeq and is a predicted model, not a curated record.